This is a messenger RNA of Cryptococcus wingfieldii CBS 7118, 1203 nucleotides long. RefSeq names its product 4-hydroxybenzoate polyprenyl transferase. The transcript is spliced from 6 exons. Gene Ontology annotation, biological process: ubiquinone biosynthetic process. NCBI's taxonomy places the organism in Eukaryota, Fungi, Basidiomycota, Tremellomycetes, Tremellales, Cryptococcaceae. The coding region runs from base 1 to 1203 and encodes 400 amino acids. Gene Ontology annotation, cellular component: mitochondrial inner membrane. The record is from RefSeq and is a predicted model, not a curated record. Gene Ontology annotation, molecular function: 4-hydroxybenzoate polyprenyltransferase activity.
AUGCUCCCCUCUUUCGCCCGCUCUCGGGUCUGUGCUCGCCCUUUCAUAUCCUCCAUCUCUCCGACUUCCCUCACUUCCUCCCUGCGCCCAUUCCCUUCAACUACCUCGUCUCUCUUGCGUUCACGCGUCCUGACGACCUCCUCAACUUCUCUCUCUUCCCCCUCUACCUCUUCGCCUUUGGACAGUACCAGACCAGCUCCCGUCCCCGAAACAUCUUCUUCAAAAAUCACUUCAGAGCUGCUGGCGCCGAAGGAAGUGCUCCCACCAACAGCGCCUACAAUCAUCGACAAGCUUGUCCCGAAAUGGGCAGAGAAAGCCAAGCCGUACUUGUACCUUACGCGUAUCGAUAAGCCUAUUGGAUCUAUCCUUCUCUACUGGCCUGGAGCAUGGGCGAUCACGAUGGCCUCCACCGUACACCACCUCCCCCCUUCUGUCCCCAUCUUCUACAUGGGCCUCUUCGGUGUCGGAGCUCUGAUCAUGAGAGGUGCAGGGUGUAUCAUUAAUGAUAUGUGGGAUGCCAAGAUGGACCGUCAAGUCGAGCGGACAAAGACAAGACCGAUGGCAUCUGGAGAAGUCACGCAGCUUGGAGCUCUGACAUUCUUGGCGUCACAACUCUCUAUAGGGCUUGCUGUCCUUACCCAGCUCAACUGGUACAGUAUCGCCUUGGGUGCUUCUUCCCUGGGCUUGGUGGCGCUCUAUCCAUUCAUGAAGAGGGUCACCUACUUUCCUCAAGUGGUCCUCGGUUUCACUUUCAACUGGGGCGCUCUCCUCGGCUGGUCUGCCGUAGCCGGUGUCGUCGACUGGUCCAUCGCGACCCCCAUGUACCUCGGUGGCGCUCUAUGGUGUGUCGGUUACGACAUGAUCUACGCUCACCAGGACAAGACCGAUGACGUCCUCGCCGGCGUCAAGUCCAUGGCCCUCUACUUUCCCGACACCUCCCGCCAAGUCAUCGCCGGCCUCUACACCACCUUUGUCUCCCUCCUCGCCUUCACCGGACACAUGGCCGGCCUCGGACCGCUCUACUACCUCAUUUCGUGCGGUGGCGCCGCCGCCCAUCUUGCUUGGCAGGUGUUGACGGUCAACUUUGACUCUAGGCCGGAUUGCUGGAAGAAGUUUAGCUCGAAUGGCUACUUGGGAGGAUUGAUCUGGUUGGGAGUGGCGGCUGAUUAUGUGCAGCAGGUUGUUCUUGGGGUGGCUGCUUGA